Messenger RNA from Malaya genurostris, 3082 nucleotides. It is a transcript of the gene Grip91, whose product is annotated as gamma-tubulin complex component 3. Bases 153 to 2807 code for a protein of 884 amino acids. The record is from RefSeq and is a predicted model, not a curated record. The transcript is spliced from 4 exons. Lineage: Eukaryota; Metazoa; Arthropoda; Insecta; Diptera; Culicidae. Gene Ontology annotation, cellular component: centrosome; spindle pole; gamma-tubulin small complex. Gene Ontology annotation, molecular function: microtubule minus-end binding; gamma-tubulin binding. Gene Ontology annotation, biological process: mitotic cell cycle; cytoplasmic microtubule organization; microtubule nucleation.
AAAAUAUCGAGCUCCGCCGGCAGUAAAACAAUGCUUUUAGCGGUAGCUAUUCGUAAAUUUUAUUAGUUCGAUUUUUUAACAUUAUAUUAAGUGAUUUAUUCUUGUAUAGUGCUCUUACGUGAUCUAGUGGAUGAUAUCCAGUGCCAGAAAAAAUGCAUUCCCAACGCCAGCAAAACUAUACCGAAAUCUACGAGCUGCUGCGAAAACUAUGCAAAACCUUGGCAGGCGAUCGAUACGGUUCCCUGCUAAAAGGAGCCACCCAGUUGAUAGCCAACACACCGAAUUCAAUAUCCGCCUCCGGUAGCGAUGAAAGUUCUAUCGUGGCCCGAAUUGGUCAACAUCUGACUGCGAGCGGUAGAAGUCAGAGCGAUAGCGCCUUGUUUCGCGGAUUGCACGAACAACUUUGCGCUUAUACUGACAGCAAACGGAGGGCACAGAUUUUGGAAUUCUUUCUGUUGCUGGCGGAUUCCGACGGUGAAGGGCAAACCAAUGGAAGGUUAUUGAAUCUUAACGUAGAUCUGCGCAGUGACAUGAGUAGUGGAAGUGUGCCGAAUAGAGGUGCCGAGAUGAACUUGCGUUCACCGGGGACGGAUCUCGAGAGUAUCUUUUCCCGGAUCGAGCUACGAACACGAUCGACGGACAACGGUGUUAGUGGACUGCGUGUGAUGCCUUUCAAGGGUGGAUCUUCGUCAGUCGUUCCGGAUGGAAGAAGUUCAACUGCAUCCGGAGAGCUAUCGGAGGAAGAGAUUCAGUUAGCCUCGAAUAAUCUGCAGGAUCAGUUGAUUCAGGAUGUGAUUUAUGCAUGCACCGGAAUUCAGGGUAAAUACCUACGAAAGCACGUUGUCACGGGAGAGUUCAAGUUGGAUCAUAUCAAGGGACGAACGUUGAGCAUAAGCGAUGCGGGAAUGGUGCUGCAGUUGGCCGAAGUAGGCCACUUUCACAACAAGGUACUCAAGUUUACCGAUUCAAAGAGCGAUUGCUACAUGAAAGGUAACUUUGGGCAGGGUUACAUUUCGGCCUUGCAACAGGAACUCACGCAGUACUAUGGAAUGUUGGCAAUUUUGCAGGAGGAUUUGAACCGCCAGCGGCGCGAAGGACUCAGUUCGGUGGGCGGAGAACGAUUGACACUGAUGAAAUUGCGUCUUUGGUUGGCGGGACCGAUGGAACGGUUUCAGUGGUUGGCACAGAUAUCCGACUCCUGUAAAGACUUGAAGGGAGGUGCCCUGGCAACCGUGAUUCAUGACUACACUUCGAAUGGCCACCCGGAAAAUCGUAAAUGUGCUCUCGAGCUGCUGAGAGCGGCUUGCGUUCCCCUACAGCAUGCUCUCAUUCGAUGGUUGAUUAACGGAGAGAUUGUCGAUCCGAACUGCGAAUUUUUUAUCGAGGAAAUUUCCGAAGUUGGUUUCGAUCAACUGUGGCACCAGAAGUAUCGAAUCCGGCGAAGCAUGCUGCCAGGAUUCGUAAGCGAUACGAUGGCCAAGAGAAUUCUGGUGAUCGGAAAGAGCAUCAAUUUUCUACGGGAAGUUUGUCAAGAUAAAACUCCCGUGAAAGCAAGGAACGACCUCAAGCAGUGCUUGGAACAUGAUUUGGACUUCUUGUUUUCUCCUGUUAGUACCUCAAAACUGCAUCUGCUGAUAGACAGCGUAUAUUUGAACACAUCGAAGCAGGUGCUGGACAUUGUUCUCGGACCGCACCGGCUGUUGGAUCACUUGCAGGCUUUGCGAAACUAUCUGCUUCUCGGGCAGGGUCACUUCACCGAUUUACUGAUGGAGAAUUUGCACAGCGAGCUGGAUCGACCGGCCAGUGAAAUAUUCCAGCACGAUCUGUUUUCCAUUCUGGCAGCGGCCGUUCGAAUAUCGUCGGCUGAAAAGGAAGAACCAGAAGUGCUGAACUAUCUGGAUGUUCAUUUUCUCACGCACUACGAGGGAGAAUCCGGGUGGGAUGUGUUCGGGUUGACCUACAAAGUGUGCGGCCCUUUGUCGACCAUACUGGAACCGUCUCUUUGCCGGUAUCAGACUUUUUUCAAGCAUCUUUGGAACAUGAAACACGUUGAAUUUAUGCUCUGCCGAACGUGGAAACGUCAGAUGCUGGACGCCAAAUCGCUAAGGCCCCUGCAGAAACACAUCGGCCCGAUCAUUCUACGACUGCAGCUCACCACCUCGCAGAUGAUUAACUUCAUUUGUCAGAUGCAGUACUACAUUCUGUUUGAGGUGAUCGAAUGUUCUUGGGUUCAGUUUUUGCCCCGAGUCAACCAGGCGAAGGCACUGGAUGAUAUUCUUGAAGCGCACCAUCAGUUCUUGGAAGAGAUUCGAAUUGGAAUAUUCCUGGAUGACACUUCACAGCACAUCGUUAACACGCUGGAUCACGUUUUUCACACCGUACGCAAGCUCGAGGGUUGGCAAGAGCGCUUCUAUCGGUUGUGUUUCACCGAACAUGAGGCGAGAAAGACUUUUCAGGAUCAAAUUAAAUCCAGUGAACAGAAAGGCAAGUACGGGAUCACCACGGAGCAGAUGCUGGAACGAGACGAACAGGCGAAAACAUUCGAACAGCAUCUGUCCACGCACCAGACGCUGCUGCAGGAGAUUGGAAACGAGUACGAGAACUUCGUCGGACAGUUUCUCUAUCAGCUAGCGAUUUCGACUAGCGAAACGCUUCGUCAGCUCGGUAUGCGGUUGGAUUAUAACGAAUGCUACAAACAUCGCGAUCGGAGAUUGAGCGUUCCGCUUACCUUCCAACACAUGCGGAUGAGUAUGGCGGCCAACAGUUUCCGUUCGAAAAAGGUUGCCUCCAGCUCGAUGCUCUACUGACAGCCGCAGGUCGAUACUCGAAGGGAUCGAACAGUUGACCGCUGUCAAACCGGACCGAUCAAGACGGUGCACGCAUGGAAGGUACUUGCACUGAGCUCUCGAACCAUUAACUACUACAACUGUUGCAAUCUAAUGUGAAAGGACGGUUUUAAGGGAAAUGUUGCCAACUUCGUUUCGAAGAACACAAAAUCGGUAGCGAUAAUCGAUAGGAUAGUUUGUUACAAUGUUACAAUAAAUCAACGUUUAUAAACUAACUGUAUAUUUAACCAUUCGAA